AUAAGUAGGCAAUUAUAAUCUAAUUAAUUAUAAUUACUCUACAAAAUUACAUAGUUACUCUACUAAUGUAAAAUCAUGAUUUUUUUUAUUGAAAUACGUGCUUAAUAAGUAAGGAAAAAUAAAAAAAAAAAUCUUCUUCAAUUCUUACGUUAUAGAUAUUUUGUAUGUUAAGAAUAAUUUGUACAAUAACUUCACCCUUAUUAGUUGGUAUAAAACCCACUUAACUACAUUCAUCGUAUCAUGUCAACAGAAUUUGUACAAUAACUUAACCGUUAUUAGUUGGUAUAAAACCCACUUAACUGCAUUCAUCGUAUCAUGUCAACAGAAAACAUCGUUAUCCCUGCAUGUGGAUACAUCCUCUAUAAAUACCACUGAAAACCAAAGAUAAUGUAUACCAAUCAACAAAGUUUGUGGUAAUAAUCGAUUAAAACCAAAAAUGGCCUCAACUGAAACUAACACUAUCCUCAAAGCCCACGCACAAAUUUGCGCAACAGAGCCUGCACGUUCUUUGGCCAAGUUUCCUCCUUCGAUUUGGGCCGAUCGCUUCCUAUUAUUCUUGCUUGACAAUUCGCAACUGGAAGCAUAUAGUAAAGCUAUGGGGCAGCCGAAAGAAGAACUGAGAAGAUUGAUAUUAAACCCUUUAAUUGAUUCGAACGAGAAAUUGAGUUUGAUUUAUUAUGUGUAUCGUCUUGGUUUGGCGUAUCUUUUCACGAAAGAUAUUGAUGGCCAAAUUGACAAACUUUUCAAUCAGCUAAACAUGCAAGAUUACGACGAAGCAGAUCUAUAUACAAUAUCUAUUCACUUUCAAGUGUUUAGAAUCUUUGGUUACAAAUUUUCUUGUGAGGUGUUCAACAAAUUCAAGGAUUUUAGUUCGGGUGAAUUCAAGGAAGACAUUACUACAGAUGUGAGGGGAAUGAUGAGUUUCUAUGAGAGUUCUCAGUUAAGAAUAAGAGGAGAAUCUAUUUUAGAUGAAGCCAUUGCAUUCACUGAAACUAAACUAAAAACCAUAGAGAAAACACUCCAAGGUGCUCUUGCGCGGCAAGUGAAACAGGCAUUGGAGAGGCCUCUUCAUCGAGGGCAUCCAAUGGUAGAAGCAAGGCAAUAUCUGUUGAACUUUGAAGAAGAAAUUUCAAGAUAUGAUUCGCUACAAAUGCUGGCAAAGGUUCAUUGCAACUACUUGCAACUCCUACAAAAGGAAGAACUUAGAACUCUUUCAAAGUGGUCUAAGGACUUGGACUUGCAAGUGAAAACUCCUUAUGUAAGAGAUAGGGUGCCUGAGCUCUAUGUAUGGAUAUUGGCACUAUUCUUGGAACCUUAUUACUCUCAAGCCCGAAUCAUAACAACAAAAGUCAUACAACUUGUGUUGAUGUUAGAUGAUACAUAUGAUGCAUAUGCUACGAUUGAGGAGAGCCGACUUCUAACGCAUGCAAUAAAUAGGUGGGAUAUUAGUGCUGUGUCACAACUUCCAGAAUCUAUCAAAUCAUUCUAUGAAAUUUUAUUGGAUGAGUUUGUUGAACUGAACAAACAACUACCUCAGCAAGAAACAAAAGAUCUCAUUGAGGCUACAAAAAAAGCAUUUCAAGAAUUAGCUAGAGGCUAUCUUCAAGAGGCUGAAUGGAGGCACAGUGGAGAGGUGCCAUCAUUUGAAGAGUACAUGAGGGUUGGGUUAACUACUUCUACACAUGAGCUUCUUGGUAAGGCUGCUUGGAUUGGUAUGGGCGAGAUUGUCACCGAAGAGGCUUUUAAUUGGUACCAAAGUCAUCCAAAGAUCUUGAUAGCUUCAGAGUCAAUUGCAAGACUCCAUGAUGAUGUGAUGACUGUUGAGUUUGAGCGUGAAAGAGGUCCAUCAGCCACAGGUGUAGAGGCAUAUAUGAAGACUUAUGGGGUGCCGGAAAAUGAAGCAGUCGAGGAAGUCAAAAAACUUGUUGAAAAUGCGUGGAAAGAUAUAAACGAGGGGUGUCUAAGGCCAAGGGAGGUCCCAAUGGAUCUACUUUCUCCAAUUGUUAAUCUUGCACGAAUGAUAGAUGUGGCGUACCAGUACAAUGACGGGUUUACUUUUCCUGAAAAAACUUUGAAGAAGUAUAUUACACUCUUGUUAUGCGAUUCAGUCCCUAUGUAAUAAAUAGUGGUUCUGGAUUCGUAUCUAUAUUUAUGUAACAAUGAAUAAAGCUAGUGAAUAUCUUGAUCAUUGAAAUGAUUCA
This is a messenger RNA of Helianthus annuus (common sunflower), 2201 nucleotides long. Its product is annotated as alpha-copaene synthase-like. The transcript has 7 exons. Gene Ontology annotation, molecular function: magnesium ion binding; terpene synthase activity. Bases 437 to 2119 code for a protein of 560 amino acids. NCBI's taxonomy places the organism in Eukaryota, Viridiplantae, Streptophyta, Magnoliopsida, Asterales, Asteraceae. The record is from RefSeq and is a predicted model, not a curated record. Gene Ontology annotation, biological process: diterpenoid biosynthetic process.